Molecule: messenger RNA, 1017 nt
Organism: Penicillium robsamsonii
Lineage: Eukaryota; Fungi; Ascomycota; Eurotiomycetes; Eurotiales; Aspergillaceae
Product: NmrA/HSCARG family protein
Exons: 5
Coding region: 1-1017 (338 amino acids)
Source: RefSeq, a predicted model, not a curated record
AUGACUAUCCAAGCGAAGAGAAUUGUGACGGUAUUUGGAGGGACUGGAAACCAGGGCAGCAGUGUGGCACGUUCCUUGCUGGCACACAAAGACAAGAUCUUUCACGUUCGUGUAAUCACGAGAAACCCUCAAUCAGACAAAGCGAAAUCUAUUGCGUCACUAGGGGCGGAGUUAGUUCAGGCAGAUGGACUUAACCUCGAUGAAAUGACCAAUGCCCUUGCUGGCAGUUGGGGAGUAUUUAUCAACACGAAUUCCGAUGAUGAGGCUUUGAAAUCAUUGGAUGGUCCUAGCGAUUAUGACCUUGGCGUGUUGGUAAUCGAUUCUGCUAAGAAAGCAGGUGUCCAGCAUGUUGUCUACAGCUCUGGACCAUCCAUCACAAACGCUACGAAAGGCAGAAUGCAUCUGGAAGGCUUCGAGACCAAAUACCAUGUUGAGCAAUAUGGGCGUAAGAAAGGGUUUAAAAGCUUUACUCCCAUCUUAUGCGCCUCGUUUAUGGAGUGCUUUUUCUAUGAUCCGUUUGUAGAUGCCUUCGGUGGGUUUCCUUGGAUUCCUGAGCCAGAAACAGGCGAAGUGGUCUUCCGCACUCCGGACUACGGGGGUAAAGGCGACAUGCCCUGGGUCAGUUGUGAGGAAGACCUCGGUGACAUUGUGCACGGUAUUUUUGUGAACCCGUGCAAAUACGAUCAGACAUUGGUUCAGGCAACGAGUCAACAGAUCACGAUGUCUGAUGUGGCAGCUUCAUAUACCCAAGCAACCGGAAUUCCGGCCCGACACGAGGAAUUGUCGUCUUGGUCUAGUAUCAAGCUCAAUGGGACAAGGUGCCGAGAAGAAACUCGCCAAAUGUUCUGGUACAUGAAGCAUUGCGGUGGCCGUUGGUUUGCAGAACACGAGAGUGAUAUGUCUACCGCGGUUGCAUUGAAGGAAGCAGCAAUGUUGUCUCGGGGUCAGGAGGGAGGUCUUACUACAUUUCAGGCCUGGUUCAAAAAGGCGAAAGUCCUGAAAGACCAAAAUGUGUGA